This is a messenger RNA of Betta splendens (Siamese fighting fish), 2747 nucleotides long. RefSeq names its product differentially expressed in FDCP 8 homolog (gene def8). Lineage: Eukaryota; Metazoa; Chordata; Actinopteri; Anabantiformes; Osphronemidae. The record is from RefSeq and is a predicted model, not a curated record. The transcript is spliced from 12 exons. The coding region runs from base 173 to 1498 and encodes 441 amino acids.
UCAAAAAUUACCAUUUGUAUCACAGAUAACUUGACAUUUUUGCCUUGUGAUGUUGCUGAUGUCAGAGACAAAACAGCACGGUGGUAACAGCUUGUUUCGCCGACAAAACAUGUUUUACAGCUGCUGGUUCCGUGGUAGCGUAUGAGGUCAACAACGUGAUGUAGCCGAUGAAAUGGAGUAUGAUGAGAGACUUGCGCUUUUCCGCCAAACCCGCCUCAAUCCCUUUGAUCGAGGAGAGGAGGAAGAUGGUCCCCAGGAAGGCAAGACGCCUCCACAGCACGAAUCAAGACCCGAGCUGUUCCCUGGGACCAGAAACCACAGUUCAGAUCGGACCAUGGACCUUGGUCUAGCUGAGGACCACUUCUCAAGGCCUGUGGAUUCGUUUGUGGCGUCUGAUAUUGAACAACUGAAACUGGCCAUAGAGGAAUGUAAAAAGUUGAUCCUGGAGCUGCCAGAACAUUCAGAGAGACAGAAGGACACUGUAGUGAAACUUAUCCACCUUCGUCUAAAGCUGCAGGAACUCAAGGAUCCUGAGGAAGAUGAGCCUAAUCUGAGAGUCCUGCUAGAGCAUCGCUUCUCCAAAGAAAAGAGCAAGAGUGUAAAACAGACCUGUGACAAGUGUAGCACUAUCAUCUGGGGCCUCAUUCAGACUUGGUAUACCUGCACAGGUUGCUAUUAUCGUUGCCAUAGCAAGUGUAUGAACCUGAUCACCAAGCCCUGUGUAAGGUCAAAGGUCAGCCACCAGUCGGAGUACGAGCUCAGCAUCUGCCCUGAGAUAGGAUUAGACCGCCAAGACUAUCGUUGCUCAGAAUGUCGCACACCUAUUUCACUGAGAGGUGUGCCAAGUGAAGCCAGACAGUGUGACUACACGGGUCAAUAUUACUGCAGCACCUGCCACUGGAACGACACAGCCAUCGUCCCAGCACGAGUCAUCCACAACUGGGAGUUUGAACCACGCAAGGUUUGUCGCUCUUCAUUACGCUACCUGGCCCUGAUGAUGUCACGACCUGUGCUACGACUGAAAGAAAUCAAUCCGCUGCUGUUUAACUUUGUGGAGGAACUGGUAGAGAUCAGAAAACUUCGUCAAGAUAUUCUGUUGAUGAAACCCUAUUUUAUUACCUGUAAGGAGGCAAUGGAGGCUCGGCUACUGCUACAGCUACAAGAUCGACAGCACUUUGUGGAGAAUGAUGACAUGUACUCACUACAGGAUUUGAUUGACAUCUCCAGUGGCAGACUCAGCUGUUCGCUUACAGAGAUCCACACGACUUUUGCUAAACACAUUAAAUUAGACUGUGAGCGGUGUCAGGCCAAAGGAUUUGUGUGCGAACUGUGUAAGGAGGGAGACAUCCUGUUCCCUUUCGACAGUCACACCUCAGUCUGCAGCGACUGCUCUGCUGUCUUCCACAGAGAUUGUUACUAUGACAACUCAACAACUUGUCCACGAUGUGCCCGGAUGACUGAGCGCAAGCAGGAUCCUGAGUCUGAUGUUCAAGGCUAACUCUGGGGAGGUCCAAGCAAUGUUAAUGGAUGUUGCACUUUUCCUCUAUGUCUGGUUUGGUUUGUGCGUAUGUUGGUACUGCAGCCAUCUUCCUCUUGCGGUGCACUACAUUAUGAAGCAGGGUACUAACAAACCCAGCUGGAAAUUAAAAACACAUUAAUACUGGAACUGGGUGUACUGAACACAGUUUGUAUGUUGUGUGAAUGAUGUGCAUUCGUGUGUAUCUGCUUGUAUAAAUGUAAAGAUACUAUAUAAAGGCCAUCAGUAGGUGAUUGUGCAUGCCGGAGUUGUUUAGUAGUUUAAACAUCGGCCUCAGUUAACCUGCAGUGAGCUGCCAAUGUUGCUGAAUUUAACCAAAAGGUUCCAGUUGAUUUUUUUUUAGUUUAAAUUUUUUUUAUUAUUACGACAAAUCAUUCCAACAUUCUUCAGCAUUAGUGAUUGACCCUUUUUGCUGCUCUGUGAUUGCCAAGCAUCAUUCACACCACAGUCCACCACAAAUACAAAGUCCACAUUUUGUUUGAUAGGAAAUUGAGUAAAUCUGGGAUCACUGUGUGAUCAUGACAUUAUUAUAACCUUUUUUUAAUCUGAAGUUAGCCACUAAAUCUAAUGCAGUUUAAACUAACCUUUUUACGUUGUUUGCUUAUUUAACCUACUUGCACCUUAACAUAGCAUAGACUUUAUCAUUGGCUACCCACUUAGAUAUUAAGAAUUAUUUAAACAUUUGUGUUUUCAUACAGUCAUUAAAGCCAUAGUUUGAAACUUUGGUGCUCAUAUUGGCAAACCCAGACAUAAUCAAAGCAUGUCAUGAAAGUACUUUUACUUGUAAGUAUCAUUUAACUGUGAAAGAAAAGGAAAACAGGAGUUUAAUGUGAUUUUCUUUUAUUCAGUUUGAUCGGGGUUUAACCCAGUUCACUUCAGUGUGGUUUGUGGCAAAUAGAUGUCAGUACCCAUGAACAUUGUGUGCCUAUUCAAACAUCCACUUACACUAAUCAACAUGUUAAUUGUUUCAGUCUUAAAGUACUUGUAGUACGUUUUGUCAGGAGAUGACAAAGAUGGUGACAAGUAAAUGUUCUUAUGUGACCUAAAUUAUUUGUUUUAAAAUAAUGAGUUUUUUUGGCUGUGUUUUCUUUCAGCAUGACGUACUGUUUUUAAAUUAUUUUUUGAACUAAAGGACACAUGGUGUUGCUAAAAACCAUGUCCUGUUAAGUCAUGUGGAGUCAUGCAUGAAUAAAUGGAGCAAUGAACUAAA